AUGAGAGAAUUAUACGGCAAUUCCGUCAGCCGGGAACACAUUGGCCGCCGUAAAGCCGUUCCCGUCAUCUAUCUUCGAGGUUCCCAUUAUGAAGUGGGAUAUGAUGUGGGUCGGAACUUUGCCUCGGUCAUCCAAAGUUUCCUCGAAACCUUCCAGGGGUUGAAGAGCUUUGAAAAAGAAUACAAAACAGCCUCCGGUCGCAACGCUUAUGACAAGACCUUGGCUAAUAUGAGACAGAGAUACCCACACUACGUAAAGGAAAUCCAAGGAAUAGCUGACGGGGCCAACGUUUCAUUCCAUCAGCUGUUCCUGCUCCAUAUGGACGACAUAAUUGAAACAGUUAAUGAAAAUAGCGCAUCGCGUUAUGAUAGAGGUGGCUGCAGCGAUAUCGCUUUCAACACUCCAGCUAAUACUGUAAUCGGCCAUACAGAAGAUGCCCUAAUGGAAACAUUAAAUCACUUCUACAUAAUGUCAGCUCAUGUCAUACCGACUCCCGAAGAUAAAGAACACGGUGCUGUCGAAGAGAGAUUCGCUUCGCUCUGCUACGCCGGUCAACUCCCUGGCUACACAAUGGGCUUCAAUGAGAACGGACUGGUUUUUACCAUCAACACCCUGAGCCCACAAAAUCUAAAACCCGGAAACACCCCACGGACUUUCAUUACUCGAGCCUUAUUGGCGGCAAGGGAUCCAGCCGAAGCAAAUAACAUACUCUUAGAUCAAGGUCUUGGUAUCGGCAAUGGCUUCUCGACUAACAUGAUAUGGACGAAUGCCAAGGGAGAACGCCAAUUAUUGAACAUAGAAGUGGCGCCAGAUCUAAAAAACGACAAAUCGAUUAUAAAUGUUCAAAAGUACGAUAGCGAACCACUGAUGCACUGCAAUGCAUACCUGCGUGAGCAAGUGCAGCAAGUCACUGGUGCCAUAAUCGAUAGCAGCAGGGCUCGAAUGAAAGCCAUCCGCCAGCACCUGCCACCGAAGAGUAGAUCUGACAUCGAGGAAAUCAUUUCGGACACUACGUACCAAGAAUAUCCCGUGUUCCAAACAAAUGUUGAUGCUCAAAUACAAACCAUUGCAGCAGGUAUAUUUGAUAUGAAUGCAAGUACUUGGAGCAUUUACAUUGACAAACCAAACGAAGCGGAGCCGGUCGCCAUUUUACCUAUGAGAUUUAUAAUGUUGAAUAAAUCU
Messenger RNA from Iphiclides podalirius (scarce swallowtail), 1182 nucleotides. The record is from the annotation of a GenBank genome assembly. Lineage: Eukaryota; Metazoa; Arthropoda; Insecta; Lepidoptera; Papilionidae.